UAAUGAUAUCAUGCAAAAGCAUGCAGAGGGCGGUGAGGAUGGUUUGUUUAAGAUAAUGCCCAGUGGCUGUGUUGAUGCAAUAACGGUGUACUGUGAUCAGAGUACUGGCGUCGGUGGUUGGAUGUUGGUUCAGCAGCGCAUGGAUGAAACAGUCAACUUCAACCAGUCGUGGGACAAGUACAAAAGGGGAUUUGGUCGCCUGGAUGAUGAAGGCCGAGGGAAUAUCUGGCUGGGAAAUGAUGUCCUUCACCUACUCACGGCAAAGGAAACCUCCCUUCGGAUUGAGCUGGAGGACUGGUCUGGAAACAGGACGUACGCUGAGUAUAUCGUCAACGUAGGUUCUGAAUCAGAAAACUACACGUUGAACAUCACGAGUUACACUGGGAAUGCAGGGGAUGCUUUAAUAAGUGGCUUAUUUAUGGAUACUGCAUACACCUCCCAUGCAAACAUGAAAUUCAGUACUUUUGACAGAGACAAUGAUAACUGGGAGGAGAACUGUGCACAGUUUUAUGGCGGUGGUUGGUGGUAUAAUAACUGCCAGGCCGCUAAUCUAAAUGGGAUUUAUUACCAUGGUGGGCCUUAUGAUCCUCGCGAUAAUGUGCCAUACGAGAUAGAAAAUGGCGUCAUCUGGGAUCCUUUUAAGGGUAUAGACUAUUCUCUUAAAGUGGUGAAGAUGAAAAUUCGACCAAUUACUUCAGUUUAGGCAGAGUUUCUGUUCAUAUUGGUAUAAAUGUUGUGACAAAUAUUAUGCUUGUCGUGGCUUCAACAUAAAUCUACCUCUUUGGAUAAAUUUGUUUUGUAAUGCCUCAAUCCUUGCGAAAAACUGUUGGAGAUUUCCAAAAGAUAUUGAACAAAUAGGUGAUGAUCAUGUUUCAUGUAAUCGUCAAUCACGAGCAAAAAUCAUCCUCAUAUAUUCAUUUUUCAUUCAAUUGUGUAUAACUAAAUAAAAAUGAAAGUGAAAUUAUG
Amblyraja radiata (thorny skate) is the source of this 966-nucleotide messenger RNA. Its product is annotated as fibrinogen alpha chain-like. Lineage: Eukaryota; Metazoa; Chordata; Chondrichthyes; Rajiformes; Rajidae. The record is from RefSeq and is a predicted model, not a curated record. The transcript has a single exon. Bases 11 to 703 code for a protein of 230 amino acids. Gene Ontology annotation, molecular function: extracellular matrix structural constituent; protein-macromolecule adaptor activity. Gene Ontology annotation, cellular component: fibrinogen complex. Gene Ontology annotation, biological process: positive regulation of heterotypic cell-cell adhesion; platelet aggregation; fibrinolysis.